Messenger RNA from Neocloeon triangulifer, 3639 nucleotides. RefSeq names its product zinc finger protein basonuclin-2-like. NCBI's taxonomy places the organism in Eukaryota, Metazoa, Arthropoda, Insecta, Ephemeroptera, Baetidae. Gene Ontology annotation, cellular component: nucleus. The record is from RefSeq and is a predicted model, not a curated record. The transcript has 5 exons. Bases 180 to 2195 code for a protein of 671 amino acids. Gene Ontology annotation, biological process: regulation of DNA-templated transcription.
GGUCAGCGGCUCGGAGGAUCAGGUCGAUCGAUUGGCGCUCCUCGCAGAGACCGGAAGUCACGGCGGCGGCAGCGCGCGGCGGCGGCGGCAGUGACACGCGGGCGUGGUUUGUCACCAGGUGUCGCACGCAUGAGCCCAGCGGCCGGCCAAUGGGGUCGCGGUGACACCGGGGGGUGCGCAUGACCCGGCGGCACCGCCCCCGACCUCGCCGCCGCCAGUGCCACCGCGCCGGAGACGCACCACCGACAGUGCAGCCGAAUGCAGCACCCUCGAUGCAUCCGCUCCGACUCGCUCCCCUCAACUGGGCCUCGGUGGCCUCGUGGUUCCUGCGGCCGCCGCCACCGCGCCUCUCCAACGGCCACGCCAGCCCCCUGAACACGGCCAUCAGGUGCACGGUGCCGGGCUGUCCGUGCGACUGCUUCGUCCCCGGAAAGCUGCAGCUCAGACAGUGCGACUCGUGUAAACACGGAUGGGUGCCGCACGCACUGGACAAACUGGGCCUGGGGCCUGCCGUCGAGCCGGUGCAGGCGUCGGUGGCGUUCGACGUGGCCUCGCUGGUGCUGUACGGCUGCCAGGCGCUGCCCAUCAGACUCAAAAUCCUGCUCGACCGCGUCUUCUCCGUCCUGCAGCGCGACGAGGUGCUCCAGGUGUUGCACGGCUUCGGUUGGAGCCACGACGACUAUUCCAGGGGAUACAUCCUCCAGGAUUCACAAGGAGGGGUGUUAGAACGGUGGAACAUGUGCAGCCGUGAAGAGGAGCCGCUCGUUUUGCAGCAGUUCCUUCGAUUUGGUGAAACAAGAGCAAUAACUCAGCAAUUGUUGGCGUUAGACGCACCCCCUCCCCUUCCUCCUCCUGCGUUGCGACCUCACGCCUCGGACAUCAAACGUUUUAUUUCACAAACACCUCCACUCGCCAAAAAGCCAGCCAGGGACCCUUUGGCGUUCCUGAAAGCACCUCCACCCUCAGCACCACCAACACCCACUGCCUCGCCAGCAAGUUCGGCUCCGAGUCCUUUGAGCAUUUCUCCGCUCAACCGUCUGCAAAGCAUGCAACCGCUAGACUUUCGAAAGGAAAAAACGCCGGAUCGUUCACGAGCAGAAAACAAGGUUUUAAAUUCACUUAAUUUAACGCGAUCGGACAGCGAUAUAGGUUCGGAUGACGAAAACUCAGCUCUGAAUCUGAGCAGGGACGGCCCCGAGUCAUCGGCUCGUGCAAUAAAGCGGCAGUGGAGUCCUCUGGGGGCGACGCUGAUAAACCCUGCGACGGGCAAGAAAAGGGUGCAGUGCAGCGUGUGCAUGAAGACGUUCUGUGAUAAGGGCGCGCUCAAGAUCCACUUUUCUGCGGUGCAUUUGCGUGAAAUGCACAAGUGCACCGUGGACGGGUGCAACAUGAUGUUCAGUUCGCGUCGCAGCCGCAACCGGCACAGCGCCAACCCCAACCCGAAGCUGCACUCGCCGCACCUGAGACGCAAGAUCUCUCCUCACGAUGGGCGCUCUUCCAUCCCUCAUCCACUUCUGCUGCCACCUCCACCCCUGAUGGGGCUCACCUUCGCCCCACGACCCCAGUUUUCAGCCCCUCAUCUUGACUUCUCUUCAGGUGGGUCAAUCUCCUCCGAGGAGGCUGGUCUUGGAGACAGCGACAGCGUUGAAGCUCCGGCAAAGCAACGAAAGAGGAAAAACCAGCAUCCGACACGAAUUGCCGCGCCUUCGAGUGACGACUCCUCGGCAUCUUCAUCCGAAGACGCGUUGCGUCGUCUCGAAGGCCUUGAGCCGCCCUUUCGCGUAGGCCUGGGACUGGGUCACCAGCCGCCCCCGGCCCCAGGCUCUGACGACGCAGGCGACGACUUCGAAGAUGAGGCGCUGCGCUGCUCGGCGUGCGGCCAGCACUUUGACAACCACUUCGGCGCCAAGAUGCACUUCCAGGACGUGCAUCUCAAGUUGAUGCACCGGUGCAGCGUUGACGGCUGCAACGCCGCCUUCCCUUCCAAACGCAGCCGAGACCGGCACAGCGCAAACCUCAACCUCCAUCGCAAGCUGCUAUCAACGACGGACCGACUGUUGCUGCUGUCCGACUUUUCACCGCCGCACUCGCCACUCAACUUCGAACAGAUGGACGCUGGUGAGCACGGCGUCGACGUCAAACCGCUCCUGGACUGCAACGCGUGCGUCAACAGACGUGUCCGCGCUGCUCACUGAAACUCAUUUUUCUCAUAAUAAUGCUCAUCAGCACACGCUUGUAAAUUCCAGUUUUUCCUAAAUCUGUAAAUCUUUAAGUCUGACUUAUUCAAAAUUCGCAUUGAAUAAAAGUGGAUUAAUUAGUUGUCCAACCUAAAAAAUUGUAAGGAUCAUCUGAAUCUCUGAAUUGAUUUAAAUAGAGGGGAAAAUUACGAAUUAGCUUACUUUGUGCUGUUUUAUUAUGUUUAAUUCAAUUAAACCAACUUUUACAUAACUUUUUUAUUAUUACUAUGCCAUCACAUUACUUUGACUUAACCCAGAAUUUCGCCUCAAAUAAACUCGGAAAUUGAUUCAGAAGUUCAAAGCUGGACUCCAAUUUGAGAACAAAUAUCGUGCAAUUUUAAAUAAGAUACUUUUCAAACAUUUUACGCUAGUCUCAAUUUUAAUUUUUAGUUGUAUUUUUCGUUCUGAGUUAGUUUUUCUUUAAUAUGACCACUUUAUUAAUUAUCUGUAAUUAGGAACUGAAAAAAUAUAACUAAUAAAUUUUGGCAAGCCAAUUCAUAGUUGUCGCUGCUCUCGGUGUUGAUACGUAGGUGUCUCAUGUACAGCUCAUCUCAUCUCUCGCAAUUUAUAGCAAUAUACCUCCAAUACGUGUAUAAGUUGAAAGCAAAGUGUUUUAGCCAAGCAAGCAUCAAGUAUAAACGCGCGACCUACGCUCAGUUGAAACUCCCUGAGGGCUGCACGACUUCGUCAUUACACGUGUACAUAUUCGCUCUGUAGUCUGGCAGUCAACGCCAAAGUUGAAAUGACAAAAACAACGAGAAGAGAGUGAGUCGGUCGGCAGGGCGUGCAAAUUAAAAUCCGGCCGUUUUUCGCCAACAGCCAUGACAUCAGAAAAUUUCACUCUCACGUGUACGAAUGUUUUUUGAAUAAAUUAAAUUCUCAUUUGGCAAAAAAAGAAAUUUGCCUAUAACGUAUUUCGAAAUCCUUCUUAAUAAAGGGACCUCAAAAGAGUCUGGUUUUGCGCAGAGAGAAUCGAAAUGAAAAAGUGUUUAAAUUAUAACGAAAUAAAUAAUUAAAAUUAUAAUAAAAGCAUAAUACUUGCUCGGUGUCAGUUGUUUCUGUAAUGCUGGAACGAGACUGCACGGUUCAUUGUUUCUUUUUUACAAAUAGAAUUAAAAAAUAAUAUACUGUUAUCACAACGUAACUCAUAAUUAAUUAUACACGUGGUCCUUUUGAAAUGUAUCAACGGUUGGGUCAAAAACUUUAUACGACAUGUCGAUAUAAAAAAGCAUGGAUUAUAGUAAAAUCUUUUGUGUAUUGAAAGCAACAUUAAAAAUACUGUAAUACGUUUUCUGUUGUACCAUAUUGUACUAAGAAUAGCCCUGUCUCGCGAGUGAGAACGACAACGAACACCACCAACAAUAAGUGAAUUGUUAAUAGCUAAUAAACGACUCUCAUCCAA